This is a messenger RNA of Maniola jurtina (meadow brown), 1233 nucleotides long. Its product is annotated as odorant receptor 2a-like. Bases 1 to 1200 code for a protein of 399 amino acids. The record is from RefSeq and is a predicted model, not a curated record. The transcript has 5 exons. Gene Ontology annotation, biological process: detection of chemical stimulus involved in sensory perception of smell; sensory perception of smell. Lineage: Eukaryota; Metazoa; Arthropoda; Insecta; Lepidoptera; Nymphalidae. Gene Ontology annotation, molecular function: olfactory receptor activity; odorant binding. Gene Ontology annotation, cellular component: plasma membrane.
AUGGCUUCCCAACCACAAUGGCCGUUAAAAUUUGAGGAGGUCACAAGAAGCUCUAUGAUAUUCAGUCGCCUUAAUGGUUCAUAUCCGACCAUCUUAACUUUUAACAAACUCUGGUGGAUCAACAAUAUUUUUUGGCCCAGCUACUCUUUCUUUUGUUUUUACAUAUCGUUUUACUCGGUCAUCUAUUACGAUUUCAAAUAUAAAAACUAUGCUGAUGCUAUCAGGAAUGGCACUAUGUCGAUUGUUAGUUUAACUGUAGCCUUUAAGCAUUUGCUUUUGCUUCGUCACCGUGUAUCUAUUAAAGAUAUUAUUGAGAAUAUCGAUCGAGAUUAUGAAGCAGCCAAGGAUUUCACUGAGGCGGAAAAGAAUACAGUUUUAAGAUACGCCCGACUAGGAACAAAUAUUUGUAAAUUCUGGGUUGUGAUGUCCAUAGUCACCGGUUUGUUGUUUCCAGUGAAGUCAAUUGCUUUGAUGGGGUACUACUAUUUCAAAGGCGAAUUCAAACUGAUCCCUGUAAUGGAUUUAAGUUAUCCUUUCAUAAACGAUUAUAAAAAUAAUCCUGUUAUGUUCUGUAUUCUUUUCCUUUCUUGUGUCUGCUUCGCUAUGUACGCCGCGACGUCUUACAUUGCCUUUGAUCCUCUGGUGCCAGCUAUUGUGGCUCAUAUGUGUGGCCAGUUGGAAUUAAUUAGCAAUAGAAUGUUGAGACUCUUUUCGAAUGCAAAAAGUGUGGAUGAAAUCGAUGAAAAUUUGAAGCAAAUCAAUAUCAAGUUGAUGGAAAUUUACAGAAUUAUCAAUACCGUGCAGAAAAACUUUGCUAUCCUUUAUGAGUUUGUCAUGAAAACAACUACUUUCCUCAUGUCGUUCAGCGCAUUUCAAAUUGUAGAGGGUCUGAAGCACAAUGGGAUAUCGGUGGAGUUCGUCUCAUUCUUCUUCGGCAGUAUCUUGCACUUCUACAGCCCGUGCUACUUCAGCAAUCUCUUGAUGGAUAAGAGUGAAGAACUACGUCAGGCUAUUUACUCCUGCGGUUGGGAACUGCAGCCCGACAUCAGAAUCAGGAAGACCAUCCUACUGAUGCUGACCAAGACAACGAAAUCCGUUGUCAUCAGGACUGUGUUCGUGCCAAUCUGCUUGGAUACAUUUGCGGAGAUGGCGCGCCAGGCAUAUGGAAUCUACAACCUUAUGAAUGCGGCGUGGGGAUAGUUCAAUACUAUUCAAAAUCGUUAGAUAUAAAUA